CUGCGCCGUCUCGAAAGACAGAGGGCGAACCAAUGAGGUGGGCCUGUUUGAGGGGCGGACACGCUCCGAGCCCGCCACUUUGAGUGACAGACGCCCGACGCAAUCGCAUUCUGCUUAGUAUGCGAGUGUGCGCGAUUUGACAGGCGGAGCGAGCCAAUGAGAAACGGUUACAUGCGUUUUUAACACUUGCGGGGAUUUCGCUGUCCAAUCGUCGUGUGGAAACAAGGCGGGACUUAGCGUUACCAAGGCAAGGCGAGCGAAGUAUAAAGGGAAUAUCAUGGAGUCCCAGUGGCUGUUUAUGUUUACUUAAAGAACAGACCUGAAUGGGCGUUUUUACCCCUCAACAUUACGGACUUUACUUUGUAGUUAGACAGUUAUAUAUAGAUAUAGAUAUAUAUUUACACCUCUUCAGUAGUUUUAAAUGUGAAGAUUUACGCGGCCCCUGGCAUGUGAAGCUCAUAUUUCACUAAUGUGCCAGUCUUACAAAUGGAAAGGGGGCUUCGCUUUGGACACGUGAGCAUUUCCCUGGUGCUCCUGCUGCUGCUCAACGCGCUCAUCGGACCCGGGACUCCGCAGGCUCAGGGCUUCGCCACCCUGCGGGAGCCGCCGCAGCAGCCCGCCGCCGCCGCCGCCGCCGCCGCCGCCCGGACCGCGCGCUCGAGCCCGGCGGAAGAUGGUGCGAGAGUCAUGGAGCGCGGCUUGGGCAACGCAGGCGCCCCGGUCAUCGGCGCGGACGUGAUCGUGGAGGACGACGACAACGGGUCGGCGGGGGAAGCCGACGAGGCGUACGGAGAGAACAACGGAAACGUCCGACCCACAAGGUCUCUGGUAAUCAUCAGUACUCUGGACGGGCGGAUCUCGGCUCUGGAUCCUCACAACCAGGGCAGGAAGCAGUGGGAUCUAGAUGCCGGCUCAGGCUGCCUGGUGUCCUCCAGCCUCAGCAAACCUGAGGUGUUUGGCAAUAGGAUGGUCAUCCCCUCGCUGGACGGUGCCUUGUUCCAGUGGAACCGGGACAGGGAGAGUAUGGAGGCAGUGCCUUUCAGCGUGGAGUCCCUGCUGGAGUCGUCCUACCGCAUCGGAGAGGACACCGUGCUGGUCGGGGGCAAAUCCCUCACUACCUAUGGCCUGGGGGCCUACAGUGGCAAGCUCCGGUACAUCUGCUCCACGGUGGGAUGCAGUCAGUGGGGGGACAAGGAGGUGGAUACGGAGGACGUGCUCCUGCUGCAGCGGACUCAGAAGACCGUGCGAGCCAUCAGGCCCCGAUCAGGGAUGGAGAAGUGGAACUUCAGUGUUGGAAACUUCGAGCUGAAGCUGCUCCCCGAGGCGCAGUCGGGGAGGAACUUCCUGGAGGGAGAAGUGGCGAUGGGCGACGCCUGGAGGGAGAGUCAGCGGGUCAUCGUCGACGAGCCGAAGGAGCGGGAGCAGACGGAGAACCGGCAGAACCGCAACCAGAACCUGGACCUCGUGAUCAAGGUGUCGGUCCCCGACUGGAAGGUCAUGGCCUUCAGCACCGAGCCCGACGGACAGCUGGUCUGGGAGCGUCAGUUCUGCACACCCAUCGCCUCCGCCUGGCUGGUGGGCGGCGGUAAAGUCACGCCGAUCAGCCUGUUUGACGACACCAGCAACCAGUCGGAAAUCGACGAGGAGGACGGUGAGGAUGAUCCGCAGAAGGCCAGAGGAGCUGCCGAGUCCAGCGUCUACCUGGGCAUGUUCCAGGGACAGCUCUACCUCCAGUCGUCAGUGAGGAGCACAGAGAAGUUCCCCUCCAAAGCCAUCGGACCGGAGAUGAAUAUAAUUCCACUGCCGACCGUCAAAUGGAAGCCUCUAAUCCAUUCCCCGUCCCGCACACCCGCCCUGGCCGGCUCUGAUGAAUUCGACAAGUGUCUGAAUAACGACAAGUUCUCCCACGACGAGUACAGUAACGGAGCGCUGUCCAUCCUUCAGUAUCCGUACGACAACGGCUACCACUUCCCGUACAGCGGGCGCUACCGGGAGAAACGUGACAGCUCCGUGAGCCUGAUAAAUGGGAACGUGGCGGGGGCCGAGAUUCGCCGGAGGAAGGACCCCGUUCUGCUGCUGCCCUGGUGGAAGGAAAUCCUGGGCACCAUCAUCUUCUGCAUCGCCACCACCACCUACAUCGUCCGCAAGUUCUUCCACCCUCCUGCCCCCGUCGCCUUUGUGAGGCAACGGAAAGAGUCGGAGACUCAGUGCCAGACCGACAGCAAGUUUGACCUUGAGGUUGUGGAAUCCAAAGAGUCUGUUGCCAUGGAGACCCGCUCCAGCGAAUAUGUGUCCAGGUACCUGACUGACUUUGAGCCGGUGCAGUGCCUCGGCCGCGGGGGGUUCGGUGUCGUGUUUGAAGCUCGCAACCAAGUGGACGACUGCAACUACGCCAUCAAACGAAUCCGCCUGCCCAACAGGGAGCUGGCCCGGGAGAAGGUGAUGCGCGAGGUGAAGGCGCUGGCCAAGCUGGAGCACCCCGGGAUUAUCCGCUACUUCAACGCCUGGCAGGAGAGCCCCCCCGAGGGCUGGCAGGAGGAGAUGGACCGGAGGUGGCUGAACGAAGCCAGUACCACCGACUGGCCCAUGAGCUUCCUCGACCACAUGGAGGUGCUGUCGGUCAAAGUGCCCGUGUCCAGCUCCGUGUCACCCGGCUGUGGGCCGGACGUCCUGGAGGCCUCCUCCACCACCGACGACGCACACGUCCUGCUCUCAAGCAGGAGCGGAGCGGACGACGACAUGUCCUUCCACCCUCUCCUGGGCCACGACAGCCUGUCGUCGGAGCGCGACAGCCAGGCCGACCCCGACGCCUCGGACGCCACGCCGCACUCCUUUGAGCUGUGCCCGCCGCGCGGCCCCAGCGACUGCACCUCCUCCUCCUUCGACAUCGUGUUCGAGGACUCGGGCUGCGACCGAGACGCUGAGGCCGACACCGAUUCAGUGACGUCUGCCGCGGCCAGCAACGGCGCGCUGACGGAGAGGAACAGCACGUCGUCCUCGCACACCAGGCGACAGGAAUCUGUCCCGCCCGCCUCUUCGUCCCCACCCCGGCCGACCACACUUACCCUGGCUCUCCCCACACAUCCUCCACCCCAGCGAGUCCAGCCGUCUCCCAAGGUGUACCUUUACAUCCAGAUGCAGCUCUGUCGGAAGGAGAACCUGAAGGACUGGAUGGCCCAGCGCUGCCUCCCCGAGCAGAGGGAGCACAACCAGUGUCUGGAUAUCUUCCUCCAGAUCGCAGAGGCUGUCGACUUCCUGCACGGCAAGGGGCUCAUGCACAGGGACCUCAAGCCCUCCAACAUCUUCUUCACCAUGGACGACGUGGUGAAGGUGGGGGACUUCGGCCUGGUCACGGCCAUGGACCAGGAGGAGGACGACGACGAGCCGAGCGCGCUGACGCCCGCGCCGCUGCUCACCCGACACACGGGCCAGGUCGGCACCAAGCUCUACAUGAGCCCGGAGCAGCUCUCUGGAAACUCGUACUCUCACAAAGUGGACAUUUACUCUCUGGGUCUGAUCCUGUUUGAGCUGCUGUAUCCCUUCAGGACGCAGAUGGAGAGAGUGAGGACGCUGACGGAGGUGCGAGUGCUUCGCUUCCCAGAGGUCUUCUCCAAAAACAACGUUCAGGAGCUGAGCAUGGUGCGCAGCAUGCUGUCGCUGAGCCCCGGCGAGCGUCCCGAGGCGGCCGACAUCACGGGUAUGCCCCUCUUCCAGGAGCUGGAGCUGCCCUGGCGAAUGGUUGUGCGGCAGCGCUCCCGCACCUACAGCGCUUCGUCCAUGGGUCGCCCCUCGCGCCAGACGUCGGCUACCUGAAGAUCCCUCCCCCCAUCAAUAUAUAUAUAUAUAACUCCUGUCCCACAUCCCCCUCCCCAGCCGCUUCCCCACCUCAGCCCCCCGCCGUCACACACUGCCUCAGACAGAAUCGCUUUUAGAAGCCAAGUACGACAAACACGCGGGAACUUUUCCCAACAUGCUUUUGCGAGCACAGUCGUCCCAGAUUCCCAAUUUUAAUCACACUAACAAGUGAAAGGUGGCAUGAAAUCUGAACCUCUUUCAGAACCAGGUUGUUGGGUUUAGCCAGUCUAAAACAAACAGAGGGUGGUCUUUUUUCACAGUUUGUGGGCCGACAGGCUCCACAGAUACACACAUUUAUGUGCACAAACACUGAAACAGUGAUUUUUUUUUUUGCAUAAUAUGUCACCUUUAAGUGUAAUGUUCAAGACCAAGACUUGGCUCCUGUGGUACUUUAAUUCUUUCUGGUUAUUUUAAACGGUUCUGAGCAGCAGAACUUUGCCGUUCACCCAACUAACCCAUUCUGAAAUAUUGACUUUGUCCUAAAACUUUAAAUCCUCCUCCCUCGUAUAUCAUCCGGUUCUUCUGAGAUAACAAUCACAAAGAGCUUGUUUCGGAUUAAGAUUCCGACUCUAGUCGCCUGGUCACAAACUGCGCUGCUUUUGCUCUCGACGUUCGCUCACACCAACACCUCAGGUAUCAAAAACCAAGAGGACACUCCACACAGGGGCCUUUUGAUGCUUGAUCAUCCAAUCUACUAGUGACUGUAGUGCAGUUCGCUGGUAUAUGAGCACUAACCGGUGUCCCUGACACCCAAUAUGCCUGAUUUGGGAGACCAAAAAAAAAAUACCAUCUUUUUUUUUCUAUGCGUUUUUCAUAAAAAAAAAUGAAUAAAAAUGAGAUGAGGUGAUGUAUUUGCGUAGAGAAGAUAUGAUCAGAUUUGAUUUGCCUUUAGAGAGGGGCCCUCCUGCGGGUCCCUGUCUGGAUGAAUGCUGGGCCUCUGGCCCGUGUCUUUAUGUGCAUGUAUCUGACGGGAACGUGAAGGGUUGCGAGUGUGAAUCUUUAAAAAGCCAAUACUUGGGACACAGUUUUUUCCUGUGUGUAAAUUUAUCACAAUGACUCUCGAUGUGCUCAAUCAACUUUUUCCAGCAUCUCUUUUUUUUUUUUUACUCUCUGUACAUAAGUCGAAAGGGGAAAAAAAAAACUUGUUUAUAAUAUCUUUUGCUUCAAUUUCCGAAGAUUACAUUGGAUCAAUCGUGUACAUAGUGUACGGCGAUGUUGCUUGUAAAUGGCCUUUUUUUUCCAUGAGACAGAUGUGAGAUAUACUGUGGGGACGGAGGAGGAGGUCGAUCUCUGCUGAAUGUUACAGUGUGUGUGACCUCCAAAGACAGAUCGCCUCUUAAAAAGCUGUUUGAAAUUAUAUCUGGUGCGCCGAAUGGACGGGGGGAGGGGAGGGAGGGAGGGGGGGGGGGGGGUUGUUCCCUUCGAGCACCAAGAGGAGAACCCACAGAACCAGUGUGCCAUUUACAAAAGAAAUCUGUCAAAGUGUACUUUUGCGUAACUGACGACUCACCUCACUUUCUUUCUUCUUUUUUUUUUUUUUUUGCAAUUUGCAAUUUGGCCACUGUGCUCCGACCCCAUCCAGCUGGUCUGAGGUCUGCAGCGAGAGAGAGGAAAAAAAAAGUGAAGAAGGUGAGACAGUUUCAUCCCUGAUGAGCCUGGACCUGCUGUUGGUCAUGUGAUCCCUCAUUGUUUCAUGUACAUAAGAAAGUGCUGAGAGAGAGAGAGAGAGAGAGAGAGCACAUGACCUGUUUGUAAACUACACACACACACACACACUCAAACUGCUAAUUGUAACAUGCUUUCAAUGAUUGUAAUUUUUUCUAAGGAUCUUCUCUUUUUAAAAAGAAAUAAGUGCAGUUUUUUAUUAUUGUUAUUAUUAUCAUUCUGCAGGGGUUUCUUGAUCACUGUAAAGUCUGAUACAGGAAGUCAAGCUGAUGGUCGUCCAAUCGGUCCUCUCGAGUUAUUCUUGUUGUAAAAAUGAUCAAUUCUCUCUUCGGAGUUUAAAACAGACUGUACGACGGCCAACGGUUAAAGGAGGGAAGUGCUGUAGCGACGCGUCCUCAAGUUCGUAGGAAGAAAAAUGUGAAACCUCAUACUGCACAUUCAGACGUUACCUUGUGAAGGACAGUAUGUAGAUGACUGUCACUUUAGUCCUUUGACAAUGUGACAACCUCUUUGUUGAGGUUGAAUUCAGGGGAAAAAAUCCUUCUCUUCCGCAAAAAUCAGCCUCGAUGAAUUUGGAAACACGUGUGUCCUCUUGUCUGGAGUUGUGAUGUAAAGACUUGUUUGUGGUCGAUUUCCAACGGGAAAGAAGGAAAACGCUCACAACUUUGAUCACCUACUGUAGUGAAUAUACCGUUAUCAUACACCGUUACACUUAAAAACAGCAUUACUGAUAAUUUAGAUACUUAGUUCUUUUCACUCGAACCAAGGAAAUGUCAUGAUACAGUAGGUUUUUCAUGCUUUGUUGAAAUGUGUUCACCCUCCUUUCUUUCCCGCUGUCAGACUCUUUUUUUCUUUUAAACCUGAGGAUAGUUCCGAUCGGAUCCUUCCUCUCGUGUUCUCGUGCACAAACCCGUCCUCUUGUCAAAUUGUAAAUAUGUUUAUUUGCUUUAUUUAUGUUUUUUUUUUCGAUGCCGUGAUCAAUCCUUUUUUCGGGUUGGUGUUAAUAUGAAUGCGCUUGUUGCGAUGAAGCGCCUGGGAAUAUGAAUUGACUUCCUACAAGUCUGAAUUUAAUAAAAACUGUUCUAUACCGUU
This is a messenger RNA of Scophthalmus maximus (turbot), 6612 nucleotides long. It is a transcript of the gene eif2ak3, whose product is annotated as eukaryotic translation initiation factor 2-alpha kinase 3. Lineage: Eukaryota; Metazoa; Chordata; Actinopteri; Pleuronectiformes; Scophthalmidae. The record is from RefSeq and is a predicted model, not a curated record. The transcript is spliced from 18 exons. Bases 487 to 3813 code for a protein of 1108 amino acids. Gene Ontology annotation, molecular function: protein binding; ATP binding; protein kinase activity. Gene Ontology annotation, biological process: protein phosphorylation.